CAAUUUUGGCUGCAAGAUGCAGUAAGGCGGUCGGGCGGUAGGGGGGCUGACCCUCUUGCGCUAUUUUUGGUUUUUUUGUUACCAGGUAUAAAAAGUCAUCCAUUGGCUAAACAUCGGACCAAACGCCAAAAAUCCACAUACUGUGAGAUAUGAAUCUACCUUACUCAACAAUAUUCGCAUUAUACGCUGUUUCUCUACUUGCUACGAACGUAUAUGCAGCGACGGCUCCUAGUUUGCGGUCCUGUCUUAACAGUGUGACUGGUCUGGAAGUAGUCACUUCCAGUGACAGCAAAUUCACGACAGCCAAGCAAGCUUUCGAUCUCCGAUUUACUUACACUCCUGAGGCUGUUGUGUAUCCUUCAACAGAAGCUCAAGUUCAAGGAGCUGUUAAAUGUGCCGUAGCUGCUAACAUUCCAAUUGCACCACGCUGCGGGGGUCACUCCUAUGAAGGCUACUCGCUCGGUGGAGCAGAUGGAUACUUGGUUAUCGAUUUAGGAAAACUAAAUACUGUCACCGUUGAUAAGUCGUCUGGAACUACUUGGAUUGGUGCUGGAUCCAAGCUUGGACCGGCAUAUCUGUCAUUGUGGAAAGCGGGAAAUUACACUCUGCCAGGAGGUACUUGUCCUAGUGUUGGUGUUAGCGGCAAUGCACUUGGAGGUGGAUAUGGGCUGCUUGGAAGGAAACAUUCUGUUCUUGCUGAUAAUGUGGUUGCCCUACGAUUUGUCAACGCCAAAGGCGAACUUCUGCAAGUUGACGCAAACAACAAUCCUGAUCUGUUUUGGGCUUUGCGAGGAGCUGGAUUGGGAUCCUUUGGAGUUAUAACUGCAUUCAAGUUCAAAAUGUACGAGAUAGCUGAUGCAGUGACAACCUUCGAGUACUCGUUUCCCGCAUCCAACUAUAAGAAUGUCAUGAAGGGUCUAUCAGCAUGGGCGAGUACCGCUCCUGACGAAGUGACAAUAGAGCUCAACUGGGCCGCUUCUGGAUUUGAUCUCACUGGGAUAUAUCUUGGUCCCAAAUCAGAUAUCCCUGCCCUAAUGAACAAAUGGUUCUCUAUUGCUUCACCCAGCCAUUCCGACGUAAAAUCUAUGUCUAUGAUUUCAGCCAUUCUCAAAUUUUCUUACAUUGAUUCCACGGACAUCGAGUCUUUGAGCCUGACCACUGGGCCUGGCCCCGCCGAUGCUCGUUAUUAUGCUGGAAAGUCACUCUUAUAUGAUAACGACACAUUCUCAGAUUCAUCUAUAUCUAUCAUCAAGAAGUGGCUAGCAAAAUACUCAAAAGGCUAUAUUAUCAUUGACCUUUGGGGAGGAGCAGUCCGAAACCAGCCAUCAAUAGGCGCUAAUGCCUUCGUCCAUCGUUCUCAAAAAUUCGGAAUUGAAUUUGUCUCGGAAUGGGAUAAGGGUACUUGUAGUACAUGUCUAGACUGGCUAUCAUCCUUUUUCAACGAGAUGCUAGUACAAUACAAAAAGGAGUACCCUGCUGUGAAAGCCUACCAAAACUAUAUCGAUCGAACUCUGCAAGGUUGGAGUUCAGCGUACUAUGCAGAUGCUUGGCCAAGACUAGUGAGCAUCAAGAAAACCGUUGAUCCUGGAAAUGUGUUCCGUAACCCUCAAAGUAUACCUGUAACAUUAUAAUUAAAUUUUGCGUUGUAGUCAUUAUUACGAAUGAUGCUUUGCAAUAUUGCACUCAUUGUCAGCAAACAGAGUCCUUUCAUUUUUCCCCUCAAUAUGAUAAUCUAUUCUGAAGAGGAC
Molecule: messenger RNA, 1748 nt
Organism: Umbelopsis ramanniana AG
Lineage: Eukaryota; Fungi; Mucoromycota; Umbelopsidomycetes; Umbelopsidales; Umbelopsidaceae
Exons: 3
Coding region: 150-1631 (493 amino acids)
Molecular function (GO): oxidoreductase activity; FAD binding
Source: RefSeq, a predicted model, not a curated record